AUGUGUUCCUUCGAGUCAGUCUGUCGGAGCUGGGGGUUCACACCCACAGCGAUUCUGUUUGUGACCUUUUUCCGCCUCGUCCGGGCCAUUCAAUGUUUCUACUAUUUCGCCUCCCGUGGUGGAUUGUCCAUUUUCACGGGCUAUAAGGACUUCAUAAAGGGCUGGGUAGAGGGUUUUGUAGUGGUGGAGUUGAAGAAGGAUUCUGCUUCUGAAGUGAAGAUGGACCAAAUCAAGCCUCCUAAGAAUUUUACAUUUUCCUGGGAGAGCAUGAACGCGGCUCUGGAUGACCUCCUGGCUAGGCGAUUCGUGGGAGAGGCUACUCAAAGGGUGGUCGAAGUCAUCUCCUCCAAGUCGGCUAGCCGGCCCCCUGUCCCAACUCCUUCUCGAGCUCCCAAGCCGAGCUCCCGAAGUAGCAAGUCUUCUCGGCCAUCUAGCCGUAGCAGAUCGAGCUCGGCUCCUCAGUCCUCCCAAGCCCCCCGGUCUCGACGGAAUUCUAAUGAAGGGAUGGAAGAGGCUCUAGGGGUCAUCUCUAGGCCGGUUGAAGGCACCGAGCUGGUGAGGACGGAUCCUGUCCUUCCUUCUGAGGAGGUUCCUGAGGUGAGGCUGGAGACCUCCGCCGCUGAGGAGAGGGCUUCGGAAAAAGGAAUGGAGGUUAUCCCGGCGGGCAAAGGUUCCCAGGAGGCCCCUCUUGGGGUUAUCCCUACUUCCGAGGGAAUGGGGCCCGGACCCAUUGAUGGUGGGGAUGUCGCAGUGAAGGUCGGGGGCAAGCGUCCUGCUCCAGCCGAAGUGCCUGCCCCGGUUUCCGUCCCUAAGAAGUCUCGGGCUUUUAGAAGACCGGCUCCAGCCCUCCCUCCUCUCGAGAAGAAGAAAGAGGCUCCCGUGGUGCCCCUGUUGUCUGCUCCUGACAACGACAUUUUGAACGCGGAGGAUAUUACUCAUCAAACUCCAGCGAGCGUUGUAGCGGAGAUCUUGAGGGAGCAGAUGUUCAGUGGGAUCACGGAGGCUUCGGACCCUCGUCUGCUUACUCUAACUGGCCUUUUGGCUGGUUUUACUCGAGAGCAAGCAGCAUUUCAGUCUCGACCUCGAGGGGAGCUCGGAGAUAGAAUCAGGGAGAUGCUCCUGAUGAGAGAAGAAGCCCUAGCUCAGGUCGUAGUCCUAGAGCAAGAGCUGAGCAAGCAAGCUGACAGCAUUAAGGGCUUGACCUUGGCGGCAGAGGAGUCCAAACUUCAAAAUCAACAACUCUGCCAACAAGUCAAUGCUUUGGAGAAGAGGUGCUCAGCCUUGCUCGAAGAUGCCAAGCUGGCUGAGGAUAGAGUCCAGCUGGAGUGCGAGGAGCGCUUAAGGGAGUACAAGGAGUCGGCUGAGCUCAAAAAAGAGAUUGAACAGGCCUGUAAGGCUCAUCUUCAGAGCUAUAAGGACUCUUCGGAGCUGAAAGCCAAGAUAGCUGAGGCCUGCAAGGAGCGACUUGCGGAAUUUAAAGCCUCUAGCGAGAUGAAGACGGCCAUAUGGAAUAAGGGCUUCAGCAUGUUCGUCUCUGGAUACAAUCGAGGCCUGAGGACUGCCAUAUAUGCCCCCUCCACCUCGUUGGCUGAACUCCGAGCUGCUGAGGAGGACUAUGAUGGCGAGGAGGUGCUAUACAGGGAGGAUGACAGACCCUUGCCUAAAGGAGCUUCUCGCACUACAGCUGGGCCUUCUGAGGCAAACACCGAGCUGGGGAAGGGAGAUGAAGGUGCUAGGCCUCAGGGGUAG
Manihot esculenta (cassava) is the source of this 1749-nucleotide messenger RNA. RefSeq lists its product as uncharacterized. NCBI's taxonomy places the organism in Eukaryota, Viridiplantae, Streptophyta, Magnoliopsida, Malpighiales, Euphorbiaceae. The transcript has 3 exons. The coding region runs from base 1 to 1749 and encodes 582 amino acids. The record is from RefSeq and is a predicted model, not a curated record.